Molecule: messenger RNA, 318 nt
Organism: Puccinia graminis f. sp. tritici CRL 75-36-700-3
Lineage: Eukaryota; Fungi; Basidiomycota; Pucciniomycetes; Pucciniales; Pucciniaceae
Exons: 3
Coding region: 1-318 (105 amino acids)
Source: RefSeq, a predicted model, not a curated record
AUGGCAGCCCAACCCACAACCAACAACAACAAGACCAGUCCACCAAACAACAACCCAACACUCGCACAGGCUAACCAACUCAAUCCACCAGCAGCCUCGAAUCCAGGGACGACGACUACCGCACCCACCACCCCCGUCCCGCCACAAUUCAACCUCACCGAAUGCUCAAAGUAUCUCUUCUCUCGCAACACGGCUGAAAUGGAAGCCUUGUCUUCAAGAGAAGUCCCUCCAAGCGGUACAGUCCUCAAUCUAUCUAUCCACCUGCUCCAAGGAAACGAAAGGAUUCACUCACUGAUCCUAGAAACCGGAACUGUAUAA